Bactrocera dorsalis (oriental fruit fly) is the source of this 1864-nucleotide messenger RNA. RefSeq names its product probable cytochrome P450 304a1. The record is from RefSeq and is a predicted model, not a curated record. The coding region runs from base 239 to 1783 and encodes 514 amino acids. Gene Ontology annotation, molecular function: iron ion binding; heme binding; oxidoreductase activity, acting on paired donors, with incorporation or reduction of molecular oxygen. The transcript is spliced from 5 exons. NCBI's taxonomy places the organism in Eukaryota, Metazoa, Arthropoda, Insecta, Diptera, Tephritidae.
AUACAAUCAUAUAUUGUAUAUAGGCCUAUCGGUACAUGGAAUAUAUGGAAGUGAACUCUGCAGAAAGGAGCUAGAUUGCGUCACGAUCAGAUUAUUCUGCGCGCAGUCCGACUGCACUGGAAGCGCUGGCGUACAAAAACAAAGUGUCAACAAGUAGAGCAAUUCAGUUGAUCUUCAACAUUCAUUGCUUUGAUUCGACGUGUUAAUGUCAUACAAAUCGCGAAGUAGCAUUUAGGAAAUGUUAACGGAAAUACUUUUAUGCAUUUGUACCGUGUUCUCUCUUUACUUAUCCUAUCGCUAUGCAGUUGGCCGUCCCGAAGGAUUUCCGCCGGGUCCGCCGCGCAUACCGCUCUUUGGCAGUUAUUUAUUCAUGAUGCUGGCUAAUAAGAAAUACUUGCAUAAAGGUGUUUUGAAGUUCACCAAGUGGUAUAAGUCUGAUAUUGUGGGCUUUCAUGUCGGCAGCUUUCCCGUUGUGGCGGUGCAUAAUUACGAGGGCGUAAGGGAAGUUUUGAAUAGGCGAGAAUUUGAUGGACGUCCAGAAAUAUUUUUAGCAGAGAUGCGUGCACCGAAGGAUGAAUUGUUGGGCAUCUUCUUCCGUGACGGUCCAGUGUGGAAAGAACAGCGUCGUUUCAUUUUACGCUAUCUUCGUGAUUUCGGUUUUGGUCGACGCUACGCUGAACUUGAAUCAGUCAUUCAAGAGGAGAUAACUGAUCUUUUAGAUCUUAUUCGAAAUGGUCCACGUUAUACGCAUGAACGAGAAAUAUCAAAGCCCGGCGGCUAUAGAGUUUGUGUGCCAAAUUUAUUUAGCCCGUUCACAUACAACUCCUUCUUUCACAUCAUGAUGAAUGAGCGACGGCCACGUUCAGAACAGGGCGAGGUAUUGCAAUUGAUUAAAAUGGGUAUGCAAUUUCAGCGCAACGGUGAUGAUUAUGGGAAAAUGCUAUCUGUAAUACCGUGGAUUCGCUUUAUAUUUCCCAAAUGGAGCGCCUAUGAUGUUUUGACGGAGGCGAAUAAAUUUCUUUAUGAGUAUUUCGCGAAAAUUGUCGAUGAACAUAUUGCCACAUAUGAUGAGUGUAGUGAGCGAAAUUUUCUCGAUUUAUAUAUAAAACAGAUGAAGCUCGAGCAUGCGGAGCAGCAAGUGGAUGUUUAUUAUCGCACUCAAUUCAUAAUGGGUUUGAUAGAUUUUGCUUUCCCUGCGUUUACAGCGCUUGGCGUACAAAUGACAUUUUUGCUACAACACCUUCUUCUUCAACCGGAAGUGAUGAAACGUAUACAAGCGGAAAUAGAUGAGGUUGUAGGUAGAGGGCGUUUGCCCACACUUGAAGAUAGAAAGAAUUUACACUUUACAGAAGCUGCUGUUCGUGAGGGCUUGAGAAUUGAGACGUUAGUGCCAUCAGAUGUACCACACAAAGCAUUGGUGGACACGGAGCUAAUGGGCUACAAGAUACCAAAGGAUACCAUUGUUGUGCCUAGCUUGUAUGCUUUCCAUGCUGAUGAACGCACCUGGGGUGAUCCACAGACAUUUAGACCGGAACGCUUUCUGGAUGAAAACGGAAAGCUCUCGCUGAAGAAGGAUGUGUCACUUCCUUUCGGCGCGGGAAAGCGUCUUUGCGCGGGAGAAACAUUUGCACGAAAUAUGCUAUUUCUUUUGACUGCAUCACUUUGUCAAAAUUUCAAUUUUACUUUAGGUCCGGAGGACUCGUUGCCAGAUUUAUCGAAAAAUUUUAACGGUUUAAUUACAACUCCCUAUGAUUUCUGGUUGCAAUUAGAAGAAAGAAACUGAUUGUUAAAUUUCUUUGCUCUAUAUAUUUAUGUGUUUAUGUAAAAAGAUGAAAUUAAUAAUAAUAAACGAAAAUAAAUAUAA